UACCCAUAUAGUAGUUGCCAUAACUAAAGCAAAUCUGAGUAAUGAUGGCACCGCAACUGUACAACGCUCCUCGGCCCACUUUCGCCGCCUCCUCCGACGCAUUAACUCGCCGCCAUGGUACAACUCUCCUCAACAGAAAUUGCUUCUUCAAUUCCCCAAUUUCCCACCAAGGUACAACCAUCAGCAGCAGCUGCAGCAGCAGAGGAAGUACAAGCAUUAAAUGCGCAACUUCGGUGUCCGGUUUGUCUGCUACAACCACCUCAACAACCCCAUCAAUUUCAUCAUUUAAUGAGUUGAUUGAGUCUUUAAUUAGUCGGGUGGACUUAUCGGAAUCAGAGGCUGAAGGGUCUCUGGAUUUUCUACUGAACGAAGCCAAUGAAGCGUUGAUCAGUGCCUUUCUUGUUCUGUUGAGAGCUAAAGGAGAGACUUACGAAGAAAUUGUGGGAUUGGCAAGGGCGAUGAUCAAGUAUUCUAGAAGGGUGGAAGGAUUGGAUGAAGACGGAGUUGACAUUGUGGGGACAGGAGGUGAUGGCGCCAACACAGUGAACAUUUCCACUGGUGCUUCUAUACUUGCUGCUGCUUGUGGUGCAAAAGUUGCAAAGCAAGGUAAUCGAUCGAGUUCUUCAGCUUGUGGAAGUGCCGACGUGUUAGAAGCACUAGGGGUUAUAAUUGACCUUGAUCCAGAGGGGGUGACGAGGUGCGUAAAAGAAGCAGGAAUUGGUUUUAUGAUGGCUCCCAUUUACCAUCCAGCAAUGAAGAUUGUCGGUCCAGUGAGAAAAAAGCUAAAAGUGAAAACUGUUUUCAACAUCUUGGGCCCCAUGCUGAAUCCUGCACGGGUCCCGUAUGCUGUUGUUGGGGUGUACAAGGAAGACCUGGUCUAUAAAAUGGCAAAAGCACUUCAAAGAUUUGGCAUGAAAAGGGCACUGGUCGUUCACUCAGAAGGCCUAGAUGAAAUGAGUCCUCUCGGGCCUGGAUUAGUCCUUGAUGUUACGUCGGAUAAUAUUCAAAAGUUCUCAUUUGAUCCCUUGGAGUUUGGAAUCCCUCGUUGUACGCUGAACAGUUUGCGGGGUGGAGAUCCAAAGUAUAAUGCUGAGGUAUUAAAGCGUGUACUGUCAGGAGAGAAAGGGUCCAUUGCUGACGCAUUAGUACUAAAUGCGGCAGCAGCUCUCUUGGUCAGUGGACUUGUAAACUCUUUUGCUGAUGGAGUGGUUCUGGCUCGUGAAACACUGCUAUCUGGCAAAGCUCUCAAAACCCUUGAUUCGUUUAUCAAUGUUUCCAACAAGGCAAAAGAAGCAGCCUGUACGAGCAUGUUGUAGUUUCGGCUGAAAUAACUAAUGUUGUAGUAUUUCACAUCACCAAGGCCAUAUGGUCAGAGGGUUUUCAGGUGGGUUUGUGAAAGUUUUCAAAUAAGUGUUUAACUCCAUUAGUAUUACUCAAAGGGUACGGAGAUGCCGAUUAUUUUUUUCGCAACGAAGCUUUUUCAAUGUUUGAAAGGGUGAAAUUGUAUAUCGUUGGCAGUGUAGCAAUAUAGUAUUGUAAUAGGGGAGAAAUACUGAUGGUAGAUAUUUGGAUUUGGUAGGAAAGAAGAAAGGAAUGGGGGGAAUUCUCAAUAGCCUUUCCUUUA
This is a messenger RNA of Rhododendron vialii, 1624 nucleotides long. RefSeq names its product anthranilate phosphoribosyltransferase, chloroplastic-like. The coding region runs from base 42 to 1316 and encodes 424 amino acids. The transcript has 10 exons. The record is from RefSeq and is a predicted model, not a curated record. Lineage: Eukaryota; Viridiplantae; Streptophyta; Magnoliopsida; Ericales; Ericaceae. Gene Ontology annotation, biological process: L-tryptophan biosynthetic process. Gene Ontology annotation, cellular component: cytosol. Gene Ontology annotation, molecular function: anthranilate phosphoribosyltransferase activity.